Molecule: messenger RNA, 2051 nt
Organism: Neurospora crassa OR74A
Lineage: Eukaryota; Fungi; Ascomycota; Sordariomycetes; Sordariales; Sordariaceae
Gene: po
Product: 60S ribosomal protein P0
Exons: 4
Coding region: 135-1076 (313 amino acids)
Biological process (GO): ribosome biogenesis; cytoplasmic translation; ribosomal large subunit assembly
Cellular component (GO): cytosolic large ribosomal subunit
Molecular function (GO): structural constituent of ribosome; large ribosomal subunit rRNA binding
Source: RefSeq, a predicted model, not a curated record
UGCGCGCGCCCGAAAUUUUGUCCGGCUUCCAGAAUCUCUCCUCCGGUCACCAUACCAACUCCAACUUCACCACCAAAUUAAACAAGAGAACUCCUCUUGCCCUUAAACAUCCUGCCUUCGUGCUAAAAGAAGAUAUGGGGGGCAAGUCUGCUAACAAGGCCGGUUACUUCGACAAGCUGAAGGGCUUGUUGGAGGAUUACCGGUCCAUCUUCAUCGUCUCCGUCGACAAUGUCAGCUCUCAGCAGAUGCACGAGAUCAGACAGUCCCUCCGCGGUGAGGCUGUCGUCUUGAUGGGCAAGAACACCAUGGUUCGCCGUGCCCUCAAGACCUUCGUCGCCGACACCCCCGAGUACGAGCGUCUCCUCCCCUUCGUCAAGGGCAACGUUGGUUUCGUCUUCACCAACGGCGACCUCAAGGAGGUCCGUGACAAGAUCCUCGCCAACAAGGUCGCUGCCCCCGCUCGUGCCGGUGCCAUCGCCCCUGCCGAUGUCUGGAUCCCCGCUGGCAACACCGGUAUGGAACCCGGCAAGACCUCUUUCUUCCAGGCCCUCGGUGUCCCCACCAAGAUCGCCCGUGGUACCAUUGAAAUCACCACCGAUCUCAAGCUCGUUGAGGCUGGCGCCAAGGUCGGCCCCUCUGAGGCUACCCUGUUGAACAUGCUCAACAUCUCUCCCUUCACCUACGGUAUGGGCAUCGCUCAGGUCUACGACCAGGGCAACACCUUCCCCUCCGAUGUCCUUGACAUCUCUGAGGAGCAGCUCCUCAAGGCUUUCUCCACUGCCAUCACCACCAUUGCCAGCCUCUCGCUCGCUCUCAACUUCCCCACUCUUCCCUCCGUCAUCCACUCCGUCGUCAACGCCUACAAGAAGGUUCUUGCCGUCGCUAUCGAGACCGAGAUCAGCUGGCCCGAGAUCGAGGAGCUCAAGGAUCGCAUUGCCAACCCCGAGGCUUAUGCUUCCGCCGCUCCCGCCGCUUCCACCGAGGCUGCCCCUGCCGCUGGCAAGGCCGAGGAGAAGGAGGAGGAGAAGGAGGAGUCUGAUGAGGAUGAUGGCGGCUUCGGCGGUCUCUUCGACUAAAUGUCUCUCUGACUUCUUGAUUGAAGUGUUUGAGGCGUGGCAAAGUUGGUUUAGGUUGGGUAAAGAGACGAAUGAUCUUGGCCCUCAGCUACAUAGAUCACUUGCUGCUCAAUUAAGCACAUCAACUUGGUGGUCUCCUUUUGAUGAGUCUGUUUGCAAUCUUGAUGAAACUGUGCGGAUACAUGUGAAAAUGUCCUGCUUGUUUUCUCAAACCCAUCAGAUACAUCCAGAUUCUAUCAGAUACCCUCUCAAUAAAAUCCUUGAACUGCCAAACAGAUUCUCGUGCCACAAUUCCCAACAGUGACUUUGAAUGAACUCCUUUUUGUUUCACCGUAACUCCUAAGCUACCACUCCCUGAACCGCCAAUACUUGCUGAGCGAUCUUGAUGGCCGGCUCUGGCAGCCCAGCCAGGCGAGCCACUUUCAAGGCAUGGCUCUGCCUGUUCAUGCCUUUCCGCAACUUGUGCACAUAGACAAAUCCGCCGCUCUCGUCCUCUUCCACAUCCGUGCAAUACAUAGCCACACCCCAACUUGCACCCGCACUACUCGCACCAUCUUCAACCACCAACCCCUGCUCCUUUAGCAUAUCCCCAACCGCAUGGAAAUGCGUCGCAAAUAACCCCCUACACUUAUUCACCGUCAACAGAUGAUGCAAGCUCGCAAACGCGACAGCCGUGCCAUCCUCCGGUGUCGUCCCCCUGCCAAUCUCAUCCAUUAUCACAAAGCUCCUCGGCGUCGCCUGUCGCAAUAUCGCCGCCGUCUCCAUCAUCUCCACCAUGAAAGUGCUCUGGUCCGCAUACAAGUUAUCCGCCGACCCGACCCUGCUGAAGAUGGCAUCAACAAUACCCAGCUCCGCGUAAUCGGCAGGGACAUAACACCCCAUCUGCGCCAGGAUGGUAAUCAGCGCGUUCUGUCGCAGAAACGUGCUCUUACCAGCCAUGUUCGGUCCUGUAAUCAGCCAGAUCGCACCUUGUCC